This is a messenger RNA of Penaeus chinensis, 5052 nucleotides long. Its product is annotated as integrin alpha-PS3-like. Gene Ontology annotation, cellular component: external side of plasma membrane; integrin complex. Gene Ontology annotation, molecular function: integrin binding. The transcript is spliced from 23 exons. The record is from RefSeq and is a predicted model, not a curated record. Gene Ontology annotation, biological process: cell adhesion mediated by integrin; cell-matrix adhesion; cell-cell adhesion. The coding region runs from base 1005 to 4217 and encodes 1070 amino acids. Lineage: Eukaryota; Metazoa; Arthropoda; Malacostraca; Decapoda; Penaeidae.
AACGUGGAAAGAAGCACCCGCUGAGGAAAAUAUUAAAUCAACAUCCAUGAGCUUAAAAAGCGCCAUCCGCCUCGGUGAAAGGGGGAGAGUUUUUAUCCGCCUUGCCCACUGCGUCCAUGUCGUCGGCGGCGCCUUCCAGCACGUUUUCCCAGACGGUUAGAGCCGAAGACACACUUCGUCGCCCGGUUAAAUGGAGAAGACACUUCGUCAUACGAUUAAAAACCGUAUGAUUCAUAGGGAAAAAGCCGUCACGGUGCAUCCCCGCGUGUCAGAGAGCGACGAGCGAAAUCCAGUGAGAGGGCGGGUGAGCGAUCGUCUGAGGGAAGCGGCGCGACUGGCAGAGUUUUCGUCAGAGUGUGUUGGUCAGUGACGCGGGUCGGAGGGCGGUGCUGCGCUGCCGCUCGGAUUGUUACUUGCUCGACCUCGUCCUCUACCACGCCGAAGGACGUCUCGCCGAAGUGAAGUGUGAGUGAUGCUUAUCGAAUCUAGGUCAGAUUCCUGGCUCCUUUUCGGUGGAUCAGUGCUUCUCGUGUGCUGCUGCGGAAGUUGAUAAUCUAUUACAAGGCUGUCGCGCGGUGCAGGUCGCUGGGGAGACGAAGACGACCGAGCGCGAAAGCAGUGCGAGGAUAAGACCGUCCUCGGAGACUGAAACGUGUGCGAUUGGCGCGAUGGAGCGACCGAAGGAGAUUCAAUAGUAUAUCAGACUUUCUCCCUCCCUCCCAAUCCUUUCCUCCCCCUUCCCACCCCGCCCAGCCCGACCCUACCCCUUCCCUCACUCUCCCAGCACCUCUCCAGGACAUGUAAAAGAGGGGCGCUGCGGGUACCAAUUACAUUUUGACCUUUCCAAUCUCACCAUCCGCAUUGUUGGACUAGAAACUGACCAAAGAACCCUCGGGUGUAUCUUUGCAUUGCAAUUGCAAGAAGCGCUGCAAUACGGCUCGAACCUCGACUGGGACCGCAUCGUCUCCACGCGCUGCCGACCAAGAAAUUGCGAACACGUGAAGAUGGAGGUUCAGCAGGUACCUCGGCUGCUACCGCUGCCACUCCCGCUGCUGCUUAUCCUGUUCAUUCCACAAUACUCAUGCUUUAAUCUCGAGGUCUCAAAAGCCCAGGUGUACACAGACCCGACCCUCGACUACAGUAGUUGGGGGAGGGAGUCUUACUUCGGUUUCGCCGUCGCCCUUCAACUCCGGACGUCUGACGACACUGCCUGGUUAAUCGUUGGGGCUCCACGUGCCAACUCAAGCCACUACAAACCCAGAGCUAUAACGGAGCCUGGAGUGGUGUUCAAAUGCAGCCUUGAGGGAGACACCUGCCAGGAACUGUAUAUCGACCAAACGGGGAACACCGUGAUACACAAUUCCAACAGUGAGUUCAGUUACCACGACCUGAAGAACGGCGGCUGGCUAGGAGGGUCUCUCGAUUCCCAACCGACGUAUGAUGCAGACCGGCAAGUCACUGCGGUGUGCGCACCGAGGUGGAUCAACCAGAAACUACUUGGCAAUUACCUUAUGAACGGAGCGUGUUACUGGCUUAACGAGUCCCUCCCCAACGCUCCAGCCCACAAGAAGCUGCCUUUGGUUCAGGAGUCCCUUCAGACUCAUGGCGAUGCAGUGUUCUACUACGCCCACGGAGAAGCGGGUAUGUCUCUUCAUCUCCCGGACGACCCAACCGAGAUGAUUGUGGGCGCCCCGGGUGUGUACAAGUGGCGAGGAACCAUCAUCCGCUUCAAGGACACGUACAUCCAACACGUAGGAGGCAUAGCAAGGCGCAGACGACAGACCAGAAGGAAAAUACCAGAAUACCAGAUGUUCUCGAGGGAAUUCGUACCCAACCCGUACUACACCUCUGCCAUGGAGGACUUCGAUCUCAUGGGGUAUUCUGUGACUUCGGGGCGGUUCAGGUCAAAGGACGAGCUCCUGUAUGUGGGCGGUGCUCCUCGAGGGGCCGGGUCGCACGGGAAGGUGAUCGUCUUCUCGUUCCCCGACUGGCAGUCUCAGCCCCUCACCGUCCUGGCCGAGUGGAAAGGAAAACAACUCGGGGAAAACUUCGGUGCUUCCCUUGUCGCUGCUGACGUGAACGGAGACGGCCUCAGCGACCUGAUUGUCGGGGCGCCCAUGCACUCCCUGAAGGACAAGCCGGAUGCAGGAAGAAUACAAGUGUUCCUCUCGUCACAGGACCAGCAGUUGGUAAGUUCCGACUACCGAUACCACGGGUCCACCACGAGCUUCGCCAGGUUCGGCACGAGUCUGGCGCGCAUCGGGGACCUCAACGCAGACGGGUAUGAAGACGUGGCGAUAGGUGCUCCUUGGGAAGGCGAUGGCGCUGUGUACAUUUACCUCGGGUCCGCUUCUGGCUUGAGACAAGCAUACUCCCAGAAACUGCAGCCUCAAAACUUCCCCCAGAAUAUGAAGGGCUUUGGAAUGGGUCUCUCCAGAGGCAUCGACUUCGACAAGAAUGGUUAUCCAGAUCUAGCAAUUGGCAGCUUCGUGUCAGGCCAUGCAGUGGUGCUAAGAAGUCGACCUGUAGCCUACAUUACAGGCAGUCUCACUUCAGAACCACCCAAUAUUGGCCUCAAUGACACCCUUUUCCAGCUGUCUGCCUGUUUGGGGUACCGGGGUUACAAAGUCCCACGUUAUGUCAGUAUUAAGGGAAAUAUCACACUUGACACGGCCUUCCCCUCUCCUCGAGCUUUCUUCGUCGACAACAAGAGCAACUUUAGGGAAGUGAGUCUUGUAGCCACAAAUCGAGAAACAGAAUGCCUCCAAUACCCAGUAAUGGUCAAGGAUGACAAAGUGGACCCCCGGAAACCUAUUCACAUGAAGCUGGAAUAUGACUUGUAUUCACCUGAAGGACACGAUAUACUCGCUCAACCCAAGACGGAACCAGGAAUAGGCACAAUGACCAUGUCCAGAGUCGGCAUAGUGACUGGGUGUGAGGAGGACGGUGACGACGCCUGCCUCGUGAACAUGCAAGUGAGCAGCCGCUUCGAUAGGUACAGUGAAAGUGACUACAUGAUAAUAGGCAGUGACAACAAGCCGGUGCUAACAGUGAUGGUUGAUAAUGUGGGUGAGCCAGUGUUCCUCCCAAACCUAACAGUGCAAGUAGAACCACCCUUGUCACUAACCAUCCCACUCACCCAUGACUGUGUGUACGGUGACAGUGAUGUGAGAACUUCCCUUACAUGUCGCCUUGCAAACCCCAUUGUCAAAGGCGGGAGGGAUAAGAUUGAGAUUACAGUGGAUGCCAGUAACUUGGGGGACAGUUCAUCUGACCCAGAAAUUUCUCUUGAGGUGUCCGGUGAAGGUCUUGAGCUACAUCCUCUAGAUAACGCCGUUAGCCAUUCCCUGAACCUUGCUGCUCAGGCUAACCUCCUUCUCCAUGGGUACUCUCGUGAAGAGCAAGUGGUGUACCAGCGAUUUAAGAAGGGUUCCAUUAAUACUACCUACACACCCUCUUUUCUACACAUAUAUUCGAUAGUAAAGGAAGGCCCAACUCCACUUGGUCAAGUCGAGUUUGUGCUUGAUAUUCCAGUAAAUAUCACAGAGGAAAAUUUCCUGAAAAUUUAUCAUCCAAAGGCCAGCUUUUUGGGAGAGCCAGUUGCCUGUACCAUCCAUGGAGGGACCUUUUCAGUUUUUGAGAAGAAACCUUUCAAAAGCAGAGGGUCACGAUGGAAGCCAAAAGAAAAGAAGAAGAAGAAGAAGGAAAAGAAGAUAGCUACUGAAGUGGAAGAAAAGGAAGAAACAGUGAAUAUUGUCGAUGCAAAACUGGAGAAAGCAAUAUUGCUCAACUGCUCAAACCCCCUCAUCUCGUGUGCUCAAAUACGUUGCCUUAUCAGCACUUGGCCGGCAGAAACAGUUUCUGCCGAGUUUUCUGUCAGAAUGGACAUGAACUUAACAAAAUUAGCUGACCAUAUCUCUGCCGCGGCUGGUGCAGAGUUUAUCAGCCGAGCCCAUGCCAGGAUCCUCACCCUCAACCCUCUAUUGACCUUUAUUGGGAACAAUGAGUCUGCCCUGGAGGUCCAGACAUUCCUACAGCCAGACAGACUACCUGGCAGAGGAGUACCUUGGUGGGUCAUUGUUCUGUCUAUACUUGGAGGACUACUGCUCCUGGGUGUUACUUCAUAUGUGCUAUACAAGAUGGGCUUCUUCCAGCGAAAAGAACACGAAGAAAUGGUAGCCCACCAGGCUAUCAUCGAGUCAAAUGGUACAGGAUGAUUUAUAUCUCAUACAUAUGGAAAAAGCAAAUCUUAAUUAUAGGUAUAGCUGUGAACCAAAGACUUACUGUGUACCUAAUGCAUCUAACAAGGAGAUUUUCUUAUCGGUGUAGUUAAUUUAGAGGAUUAAAACAAAUUUACUUUCAGUUAGAUUUCCAAUUUGGAUGCAAUAGUGGAGAGUGUUGCCAUAAACAUAUUUUAUAUAUUAGGAUGAAAAAUGUCAUGCAAUAUUAGGUGGAAAAAAAAAAAACCAACUAUGAGCAUAAUUCAUAAGAAGUAUUUUUGUGAUACAGUAUGACUGUCAUGACUACCAUGUUUAUUAGAACUGCAAAACUGGUACAAAAAUGGAAAAAAAAAAAAAAAUUUAAUGUGAUCAGGAGUAUUGAUGAUGAUACAAAAAUGGAGUUCCUCUGGUAUGGAGCAGUUCAACUAUACAUACAUCUGAUCUUCAGUUGGUUACUGAAUUCAGGCAGUUAGUUCAUUACGAAAAUCUCUCUCUCUCUCUCUCUCUCUCUCUCUCUCUCUCUCUCUCUCUCUCUCUCUCUCUCUCUCUCUCUCUCUCUCUCUCUCUCUCUCUCUCUCUCUCUCUCUCUCUCUCUCUCUCUCUCUCUCUCGCUUUCUCUCUCUUUAAAAUACUGAAUUUUAAUAUCUGCUGUAUAUAGAACUUUGACCAUAGUAUCCAAAAUCUCUUUCCUGCUAUUGUGAUAAUGUACUAUAGAAAAUGAUAACAUAGGAAUUAUUAUUUGCCUAAACCCAGUGACUUUGUGAUUGGAGUGUCGGUAUGUGUCUAAAUGGUUCAUGACCAUCUAUAUUGUAAAUAAAGUUUCUGAUACAUA